CCAACAUCAUGACUCCAGCCUUUUUCUUCUCCGUCUGCCUGUCAAUGACAGCCGUUUGUCUGAGGGCUGCUGUCAUUAGAAAUAUAACUGAUGAGUCUCUGGGUGCCCCAGCGAUCAUUGAAAAAGUCAAUGCUAACUCAACAAAAGUGUUGGUUCAUGGUGACAUUGUGCCCACUGCUACCAGGAAUGCUGUUCCAUGCACAGCCACUGGCUGCAAGUGGCCUAAAACGGGACGCUUUGUCUAUGUACCUGUCUCCAUUGGCACUGAAUACAGCAGCCAAGAGCGCAACGUCAUCAUCAAUGCCCUAGUCACCUUCUACGCUUCCACCUGCAUCCGGUUUGUCUGGCGUACAAGCGACAGAGAUUUCCUUCACUUCUUCUCUGGACAAGGGUGUUAUUCAUACCUGGGCCGUCAGAAUGGAGGACAGCUAGUCUCCCUACAGAGAAAUGGUUGCUUGUUUCAGUCGACGGUGCAACAUGAGGUUCUUCAUGCUCUGGGCUUCCACCACGAGCAGGUCCGCUCUGACAGAGAUCUGCAUGUGAGGAUCCUUACCGGGAACAUCAUCACAGGACAAGAGCACAACUUUGUGAAAGUGCAGACCAACAAUUUGGGGACUCCCUAUGACUUCAACUCUGUCAUGCACUAUGGCAGACUCGCCUUCUCCAAGAAUGGGCAGCCAACCAUUGUUGCCAGGUCCAAUCCUAAUCUUAAUUUUGGAAAUGCUUUCCGAAUGAGUCCCAAUGACAUCGCCCGUGUAAACAGGCUUUAUGGAUGCUGUGAGUAA
This is a messenger RNA of Maylandia zebra (zebra mbuna), 785 nucleotides long. NCBI's taxonomy places the organism in Eukaryota, Metazoa, Chordata, Actinopteri, Cichliformes, Cichlidae. The record is from RefSeq and is a predicted model, not a curated record.